AUGGGCAUCUCCGGAUUACUGCCUCUUCUCAAAUCUAUCCAGAGGCCUACAGAGCUCAAGAAGUAUGCCGGCGAAACAUUCGCCGUUGACGCGUACGGAUGGCUACACCGUGGCACCAUCUCCUGCGCCGUCGAGUUGGCUCAAGGCAAGCCAACAAGGAGAUAUGUCGACUUUGCUAUGCAUCGUGUGCGCAUGAUGAAACACUUUGGAGUCACGCCUUAUCUAGUCUUUGACGGUGACUUCCUCCCCAGCAAAGCUGCAACAGAGGCGUCUCGGGCAAAACGACGCGAGGAGACUCGCAAGGCCGGACUGGAGCUGUUGAAAGCCGGCAAGCCCUCUCAGGCACACCAAGAGCUCCAAAAAUCGAUUGACGUGACCCCCGAAAUGGCCCGUCAUUUGAUCGAAGACUUGAAGGAAGCGGGCAUACCGUACGUUGUAGCGCCGUACGAAGCAGACGCCCAGAUGGUCUACCUCGAGCGCCAGGGCCUGGUCACGGGCAUCGUCUCGGAAGACUCCGACCUGCUUGUCUUUGGCGCCAAACGGCUGCUCACCAAGCUCGACCAGCACGGGGAGUGCGUGGAGAUCAACCGGCGUGACUUCUGUGCCUGUCGCGAGGUCUCCUUGACGGGCUGGACGGAUGCAGAAUUUCGACAGAUGGCCAUUCUGAGCGGUUGCGAUUAUCUGCAGGGCAUUGGCAACAUGGGGUUGAAAACAGCUUACCGCAUGAUCAGGAAGUACAAGACCCCGGAAAGGGUCAUCCGCAUGGUCCAGUUCGACGGCAAAUUCAAGGUGUCGGAGAACUACUUGGCGGCCUUCAAGCAAGCCGAGCUAACCUUUCUCCACCAACGCGUCUUCUGUCCCAAGCAACAGGAAUUGGUGCUGCUUUCCGCACCCGACUCUGGCCUCGACGUCGAAGAAAUGCCCUUCAUUGGGGCCAAGGUGCCCCCAGAACUGGCCCGCGCUGUCGCUGUUGGCGACGUCAAUCCCAUCACCAAAGAGCCCAUCGUUAUUGCUUCGAUGCCGAGGAAACGAAUGGCGAGCCAGCCAUCGGCCACACCGGCCUCCAACCAGAGUCGGCAAGCGGUCAAGCCUAUCGAUUCAUAUUUCAAGGGCCACCGCCGCAUACCGAUGGGAGAGAUGGACCCCAACUGCUUUGCGGUCGAGCCUCGUCGGGUUGCCGCCCUCACGCAGAAUGGGCUCACGCCUCGUGUGUUUCCGCUACCACGGCCAUAUCUCGAAAGCCCGACGGGCCUACAGUCGGCCAGUGUAUCACGCCCGUAUGUGACAGCUCCUACACUCCGGAGGCGCACCGAACCAAUCGGGAAUCUGUUGAAUCUCAGCCGGAUUGGAUCAAACUCGACCCGGCGAAGAACCGAAGGGUCGGCCUCGACAGCUGAUGAGAUAGGCACCGGCCUGCCCUCGAGACCGCCUAAAAAGGCACGGCUCUGCCAUGACGUCGAGGCUGAGGAGUCUGAGCGAACACAGGGGGAACGCAGUAAAUUCUUUCCCGCUCCAAAGAGCAGCACACUCAAAGCCAGAAAGCAGGAUCCUGUGAUUAUGUCUGAUGAUUCGAUCGAAGAAGCAAUGCUGAGCCUUCCGGACCUUGAUGAGUGGCAUUCCGCCAAAUCGACGAAGCCGGUGCCCAUGUUGCAGAUCUUUCAGGAUUGCACCGAGCCUCCAGUGGGUACAGACACCUCGACUGCUCAGGGAGAUGCGAAGGGCGACGAAGGCCAAGUACCCGAUACUGUAGAGGUCCCUGCCAGCUCGCCGCCGGCAAGCCUGGGCAACGCCGUCGGGGUGACGGUGCUUUCUCAAACACCAGCCAGGCCGGCUCUCCAGCAGUUCUCUUACACCCCGAAGCCAGCAGCGGGUGCUGCCAGGAUGGCUUACGGACUGCCGACUCCUGUCUCGAGCGCACAUGAGCCGACCUCGAAUCAACCAGCACACCAACCUAUCGAUACCCCUACCCCCCUGCAGACUCCGCUACAGCGCAUGGGGGCGAACGCCUUGAAGAGACACGUUGGAUCGGCAAGGGCUGCAUCAUCUGCAUCCAAGGCGGCUGGUUCAAUGCAAGAGCCGAAGUCACCCAGAACACCUUUGGCUUCCUUGCCGGUAAACCCGGCGUUUGUCCCACUCCCGAGAGUUGAACUGGACGAAGUCGAGGCCCUGAACAGGCCUCUGGGCAGCGAGGAUCAAAUUAUUCCCGAUAGCGAUGGGGAGAACGAGGCCGAGCUGGAUGUCGACGAAAAGCGGCCGAGCCCAGCGAGGCGUUUGGACUUGUCGAGAUUUGUGUAUUCGUGA
Thyridium curvatum is the source of this 2301-nucleotide messenger RNA. RefSeq lists its product as uncharacterized. The transcript is spliced from 3 exons. Gene Ontology annotation, molecular function: 5'-flap endonuclease activity; 5'-3' DNA exonuclease activity; DNA binding. Gene Ontology annotation, cellular component: nucleus. The coding region runs from base 1 to 2301 and encodes 766 amino acids. The record is from RefSeq and is a predicted model, not a curated record. NCBI's taxonomy places the organism in Eukaryota, Fungi, Ascomycota, Sordariomycetes, Thyridiales, Thyridiaceae. Gene Ontology annotation, biological process: DNA double-strand break processing; DNA recombination; mismatch repair.